AUGUUUGAUGCACAGACGACUAUUUUGUCAUUAGAGGAUGUUAUUGAGCCGAAUAUCUGGAAUUGGGCACCAGUACAACGGACGUCAGUUUAUUUACCAAUAUGGAAUGCGCAUGAAAAAUGGAGUGGGCUAUCUAGUUUAAUUCAGUCCAUGGAAGAUCCACUUCGAAUAAUUCAGCAACGCAAACGCUGUUGGACCUUAUUUGUUGAUCAAUACGUAUCGAAUAAAACAGAACUAAUGAAAUUACCAAAUUCAUUGGCGCAAACUACAAUAGUUAAUUAUCUACCAAAUAUGACUGAAGUUACAAACUUGAAAGUAGUUUUUGAUGAAUAUGAUCAAGAAGAAUCAUUGGGCGUUUUUUCCAAACUUCGCAAAAACGAUGAACGGACCACAUCAGAUGAUUGGUUAAAUGAUAUUUGCAAUACGGCAACGCCUGAUAUAUGUCGCAUCGUCACUGGACUUUCAAUUUCACAUGUUUACCAGUACCAGUCUUGGAUUGAAUACAAGAAUCAAUAUAUUGAAAGUAAACGAUAUUUCAAAGCUCUACUAUGUCAUAAAAUGGCUGAAUACAUAAAUGGCAAUAACGAGACACGAUGGUUUAUCAAUGGAAUUGAAGAUUUAGAUCCGGUGGCAUUUGAAUUAUUGGAUGGUGUCAGACGACCGUAUGACUGGAAAAAUAUGGGUGAUCAAUAUUACAAAGAUGGAAAAUUCAUCAUCGCGUUGAAUUGCUAUUUAUUCUGUGAUCCAAAUUCUGCAGAUCAAAUCAUUAUGCAACAAGCACAAUCUCCAUUAUUAGCUCUGUCUGUACAAUUGAUGUUUAAUACAGUAGUAUAUAAACGUACACGAGGAAAUGAUGGAAAGGUAUGCAAAAAUAAGAGUGUGGAUCUUUUUUCUUCAGAGUCUCCAUAA
Rotaria sp. Silwood2 is the source of this 909-nucleotide messenger RNA. The record is from the annotation of a GenBank genome assembly. Lineage: Eukaryota; Metazoa; Rotifera; Eurotatoria; Philodinida; Philodinidae.